Molecule: messenger RNA, 2526 nt
Organism: Saprolegnia diclina VS20
Lineage: Eukaryota; Oomycota; Saprolegniomycetes; Saprolegniales; Saprolegniaceae
Product: AGC/PKG protein kinase
Exons: 13
Coding region: 1-2526 (841 amino acids)
Biological process (GO): peptidyl-serine phosphorylation; signal transduction
Cellular component (GO): cAMP-dependent protein kinase complex
Molecular function (GO): ATP binding; cGMP-dependent protein kinase activity; cAMP-dependent protein kinase activity
Source: RefSeq, a predicted model, not a curated record
AUGGGCGCGGGCGCGUCGGUGGCGCCAGACGAGCCCGACGUCUCGCUGCAGUCGUUCCGGUUCCUCAAGAACGAGUACACGAACCUCGUCCAGCAACACGUGAGCGACGAAGCUGUGUUCGAGCACCUGAAGAAGAUGUACGCCAGCUCAAUACACGCCGUGCGGGCCGACCCGACGGCCAAGCGCGGCGUCUGGACGCGUCGCGUCUCACACACCUCGGAGCGGAGCAGCCUCGGCCAGCGAAAAAAGCGCGUCAAUAUCUUUGAGCCUGGACACGACUCCAAGUCGGUGCGCGGCGAGAAGAACGACGAGCCGCGGUCGAGCAAGAAGAGCCCCGAGACGUGCAAGCUCUUGAAGGAGAACAUUCAGGCACUGCUUUUCGAGGCGACGACCGAGGGCGAGAUGGACAUGGUGGUCUCGGUCAUGACAAGCGUCAGCGUCAAAGCUGGGGACGUCAUCAUUCGGCAACACGACCACGGCGAUAAAUUCUACGUGAUUGAAGACGGCAGUUGCGAAUGCCUCGUCAACGAUGUCCACGUCGGCGAUGUCACGGCCGGUGGGCACUUUGGCGAACUCGCGCUCAUUUACGACGCCCCGCGCGCGGCGACCGUGAUUGCGACCAGCGACUGCAAGCUUUGGACACUUGGGCGCAAUGAAUUUCGCGCGAUCCAAGCGCAAUCGUCGAUGGAGUCGCUCGGAAAGCGCUCCGAGUGGCUGCAAAAAGUCCCACUUUUUACCGGGCUCACGUCGCGCCAGCUCACGUCCAUGAACCGGUGUCUCGAAGUAGUGACCUUCGAAGACGGCGCCGUCAUCGUCCAGCAAGGGUCCCGCGGCGACGCCUUUUACAUUGUGGCGUCCGGCACGGUCGGGUGCACGGUCGCCGGCUCCAAGCGUAAUUUGAUUCUCAUGUCGUCGUCCAAGUCCGAGAUUGCGCGGUUGCACCAAGGCGACUACUUUGGCGAGACCGCGCUCCUCAACGACCAGCCACGUAACUGCACCGUGCGCGCGAUUGGGCUUGUGAAAUGCGUGCGGCUCAUGCGGGCCGACUUUAUCUCGAUGAUCGGACCGCUCACCGCGAUCCUCGAGUCCAACGGCAUCAAGCGCGCGCUGCGCACGUACGACCACUUUGCCGAAUUCACCGACGACGAGCUCGACAGCAUCACGAACAUGUUUGAGAUCGUCGAGUACGACGAUGGCGAUAUCAUCUUUCAACCGGACCUGCCGGCCGAGUACUUUUACAUCAUCCGCGAUGGCCAAGUCAACGUCCAAGAUUUCGAAGACGAAAACAUUCCGCUCGAACUCAACGUCAAAGACUCGUUUGGCGGCGAAGCCAUCACGGGCGGCGACUACAAAUCCACCGCGACGUGCGUUGGCCAAGUCACGUGCCUUCGGCUCUCCCAAGCCAACGUGUCGCUUGGCAUUGUCACGCGGCGCCAGUCGAUCGCGAACAUUGCCAACGUGAGCGGCCUUUUCUACCGCCAUCCACUGAGCAACCUCGACCUCGAAGACCUCGUCCACAUUGGGGUUCUUGGCGAAGGCUCGUUUGGCCGGGUUACGAUGGUGCAAGCGUUCUACGAGGCCGAAGAGUACCUCCUCGCGCUCAAGUGCGUCUCGAAAGCCCAUGUGAUCGAAUGCCAGCAGCAAGAACACAUUAUGCGCGAGCGCAUGAUUCUCAAGGAGCUGCCGCCCAACCCGUUUGUCGUACAGCUCUACGCCACGUACCAGGACGCCAACUACUUAUACAUGCUUCUCGAGCUCGUCCAGGGCGGUGAGCUCUUCAGCGUACUCCACACGGACAUUUGCGGCCGGGACCUCGACGAAGAAGACAUGAAGUUUUACGCCGCGUGCGUCUACUUGGGCCUCGAGCAUUUGCACAAACGCGACAUUGCGUACCGCGAUCUCAAGCCCGAGAACCUUCUCGUGAGUGCCACGGGGUACCUCAAGAUCGUCGACAUGGGGUUUGCCAAGAAAAUUCCGUUCACAGUCACCAACGAAGACGGCACGACCGAGGUGAAUGCGCGCAGCUACACGCUCUGCGGCACCCAAGAGUACCUCGCGCCCGAGUUUGUGCUAAAUACGGGCCACGACAUUGCCGUCGAUUAUUGGGCGCUUGGAGUGCUCAUUUACGAAAUGCUAUUGGGGUACACACCGUUCGAGACGCCGGACGGGGACAUUGCGAGCCUCUUCAAGAACAUUGCGUUUGUGCGCACCGGGGCGAACGCGGUGCAGUUCCCCCCCGACCUUCUCGCGGAAAGCCCCGCGGUGUGCGACCUCGUCGAGAAGCUUCUGCAUGGCGACCCGACCAAGCGCCUCGGCAUGGGCGUCUCGGGGCCGAAUGACAUUAUGGGCCACCCCUGGUUUGCGUCGAUUGACUGGGACGCGCUGCGAAGUCAGACGCUCGAGACGCCGUAUGUGCCGCAGCUCACCAGUCGCUACGACACGUCUCUCUUUGACGGCGACCAGGGCUUGCGCGUCAAUGACGCCGACUACGACGGAAGCCAGGAUAACAUAUUUGAGGGGUUUUAA